GUGAAAAUGUAAAGAUGAUUAGAAAAAAAUAGUUUAUAUUUAGAAAAUCUAGUUUUUGAUAAGAACCGCUGAUGGAACUUAAUUCUUUGUUGGACCCUGAGAGUUAGAACGGGAGAAGGGAGGAAUCUCUACCUGGGUAGAAGGACUGGAAGAGUGGAGAAGAGGAGGGAGGAAGAAAAACCUCCCUCUACGGAUAUGACAUGAAUCCUGGAAAGAGGUAUGACCCUGAGUUCCCGUAUGAUGAGUAUGGACGUGAAGGAAGCCAAGGCUCCGGGUAUUCUCCACACCAGGAUGCAGGAUAUUCUCGCCAGGACUCAGGAUACUCCCAUCAUGAUGUAGGAUAUCCAUCAGAUGGAUUUGAUCCCGGAUAUUCAACUGAUCAUGGAUAUGUUAGCGAUCCCCUCCCGUAUGGGGAAGGUGGUAGGCGGGCUGGACACAUGUUUCCUCCGCAUGGAGGAGAAAUUGGUCGAGUAGGACGAGGAGGAGGAAACGAGGCACAAGCUUUGGUUGCUCUUGAUAAAGCAAACAACAAGCCGGUUGCCUUCAGUGUGCGGACUAACGUUAUGUACGACGGAUCGUUAGAUGAUGAUUCUCCGGUACAUGGGAGUGCAGUAAGUUUCAAAAUUGGAGAUUUUCUUCACAUAUUUGAGAAGUAUGAUAGUAACUGGUGGAUUGGACGGAAGGUUCGAGAAAGUUGUGAUAUUGGUUUCAUCCCCUCACCAGCUAAGCUAGAGCAGCUUAUCCUACAGCAGGCUCCAGCGGGAAAGGGAUCAAAAGUUAAAUCUCUCAGUGCUGGGAAUUUACAGAACCUGAAUACAAGGAUUGGAGGAGGAACACCUCCAUUAACAGGGUUGGAACCGGAGCAGAACGGGACCGAAGGGGGCGGAGUUAAAGUGACGGCACCCCCAGUGAUUGAAAAAAAGAAAGGACUACUCGGUAAAAAGCAAGAGACCUUGUCACCUUAUGAUGUAGUGCCUAGCAUAAGACCGUUGGUCUUGGUAGGACCGUCCCUCAAGGGAUACGAGGUUACUGAUAUGAUGCAAAAAGCUGUGUUCGAAUUCUUAAAAAAUAAGUUUGAAGGACGAAUUAUCAUAACUCGAGUGUCUGCGGAUAUUUCUUUAGGAAAGAAAUCUGUCUUGAAUAAUCCUUCCAAGCGGGCGAUCCUGGAGAAAUCCAGCUCUAGGUCUAACAAUCUUGCCGAGGUUCAGGCAGAGAUUGAACGGAUCUUUGAGCUUAGUAGAUCCAUGCAGUUGAUAGUACUAGACUGUGACACGGUGAACCAUCCCUCACAACUUGCAAAAACCUCCUUGGCUCCGAUUAUUGUGUACCUAAAGAUUUCCAGUCCUAAGGUUUUACAGAGAUUAAUAAAAUCCCGUGGAAAGGCUCAAUCCCGUAAUAUCAACGUCCAGCUGGUGGCCGCCGAAAAGUUGGCCCAAUGUCCUCCUGAGAUGUUUGAUGUUAUCCUAGAUGAAAAUCAACUUGAUGAAGCAUGUCUCCAUAUAGCAGAGUACCUAGAGGCAUAUUGGCGGGCUGCAGUUCCUCCGAAGAAAGGACCAAUUCAAAAUCAUCAAUCACAACUCCCAGAUCCAAACACUUCUCCGAGCUUAGGACGCAGAGAUCCUGCUCCAAUCCUUCAAAACCAUAGCAAGCAAGGUUCUGCUCAUGGUAGUGUUGGUUCAAACCAUGCUCCAGUUCCUGUUCCGGGAUCCCAUCAUGGAUCAGUUCCUGCUCCAGGAUCCCAUCACGGAUCAGCUCCAGUUCCGGGAUCCCAUCACGGAUCCCAUCAUGGAUCAGGACUAGGGAUUCCAUCCCAACACGAAUCCAAUCAUGGAGGUCUCACUCCUCAGGGUAGUUUUCAUCACACGGAGGAGUUUCCUCCAGAACCAAAUCACGCGCUGCCCCCUCCUCCUCGAAGAGGUCAGCCUCACCUAGAUGAAUACGGACCUCGGAGACCGCGAGGAGAUCCUUAUGUUGAACGAGGGCGGUCUAUUGAUGAUAGAGAUUACAGAUUCAAUGAAUCUGAGGGAUGGGAUGAACGGAGAAGGGAUGAACCGCUCCGACAACCUGCUCACGUACCUCUUCCUUCCCUCCAGGAUUAUCCGGACAGAUUUGAAAGAUAUGACGGAGAUCAGUUCCAACAAAGAGACUUCUUUGCCGAACCUCGGCCGAGAAAUUUCCAGGGAAAAGACGAUUUUCAAACACUUCGACAACGUUAUGAUGAAGACUAUUGAAAAUAUAACAUUGUACAGCAAGACACAGCUUUCCACUCUACAAUCUACAUUUUUACUUCAGUGCUGUGCACUUCUUAGCAUCAACUCUUUGUAUGAUUUAUCCUCAUCCUUAACUUUAGUUUUGUAUAAUAUCCUAUAAAUGUUUAGUUUCUCACCUUUUUUAAUCCAACCUUUUAAUGUUGUUUGUUCAGCAAAACUUGCUAAACUUCCCGUUAAACAUAUAUUUUGUUGAACAAAUGAGAAACUUUUUAGCUCAGGACUCUUGGUUCUCCUGGUUUUCUUAGACAUAUCUACCCUACAUUCAUUUCCAUAUCUUGUUCUUGAUAGUUCAUGUACCCCUAGUACCAUCCAACACCAAUCUUCAGGCGACCUAGCCAAGCCCACCAUUCGUACUGUUUUCAUGUACUGCACUACUCCCUUACAAAUUCUAAUGAGCUAUGUUUUUAAUGCCUAGCUCCCCUUAAGAAUCAAUCUGUUUUAUUUCUCAAAAUUUUUUCUCCCAUAAAGCCUGUGAUAUCUUGUUUUGUAUCUAUAUUGUUGGAACACCCUGGGUCGCCAUUUUUCAAAGUAACGAAAUAGAAAAUGGCUACAUGCAAGAAGGGAAAAUUUGGUUUGGUAAAUAUGACGAAGACGACUUGCUAUGACUUUUGUUUAGAUUAUAGCUAUACAAGUACACGAAAAAAUCAAUCUCAUUUGGCAAGACUUCUAAUCUUUACCAAACCUCCCCCACACAAAAAAUACUGCAACAAUUUUAGAUGAUAUCAAGUAAAUAUUUCUCUUUUAGAAUAUCAACCUUUUCCAUCUCUGAGGGAUGAAUGCUAGUUUAUCUUUCAUUAAUAAUUUAGUAAAUGAAGACACUUGGCGUGACAAGCAAACCGCCAAAUAUAUUUCGAUCUUUAUCAAAAUAUGGUUUCAAAGAAAUAUUUCUCUUUCCAGAACUUUUUUUUUAUUUUAAGUUAGGAGUUUAAUCACAAAUUUGUUCUUAGUGAAGUAUAUGCACAAAAAAAUCUUAUUGUCUUUACACAUGAUUAAACACGUGGUUGUAAAUUUUAUAAAAUAUUUGUUUAUGAAUUUUAAUCUAGCAUUUCUGCCCUAGCACUGGACAGUUUUAUUUUAACUCCUUCCAUCCUGUAAAUUAUUGUUCCCACCUUCACCAUCUUAACCCUAUAAACUUGUGCAAGGUGGCUCCAUAAUAAAACAGUUUCUUUGCCCACCUUGUGCUACGACCCAUGUAGUUUCUACCCCCCCCCCCCCCAUCUACCCAUUGCUAGACAAUAUAUCAAGAAAUAUUUUCAAUUGAUAAUUUAAUUUGAAAGUUUAGCAAGAAAUUAAGAUACUUCUUUUAUAAACUUGUUUAAACUAUAUUAAAUCAAUGUUGCCAAUGCGGAUAUUUCCUUGUAAGAACAUCUCCUCUCUCUACAGUUUUAUAUUAACACAUAUAUUUUAUAUUCUCUUCUCCCACCAGAACUUAUCAUAAUAAUACAAGGUUUCACGUUCUCUAGGUAAUUCAAUACAAGCCCCCACGACAAUAUUUUAAUUCAAGUUUUCAUAUUCUAGAUAAUCGUUUUUUUAUUUCCUUGUUCUAAGGAAACACAAGAAAGUCAAAAUAAACCUCUGUGAUUCUCUUCU
Messenger RNA from Eurytemora carolleeae, 3860 nucleotides. Its product is annotated as voltage-dependent L-type calcium channel subunit beta-3. Gene Ontology annotation, molecular function: high voltage-gated calcium channel activity; protein binding. The transcript is spliced from 9 exons. Bases 201 to 2231 code for a protein of 676 amino acids. Gene Ontology annotation, biological process: neuromuscular junction development; calcium ion transmembrane transport; regulation of voltage-gated calcium channel activity. NCBI's taxonomy places the organism in Eukaryota, Metazoa, Arthropoda, Copepoda, Calanoida, Temoridae. Gene Ontology annotation, cellular component: voltage-gated calcium channel complex. The record is from RefSeq and is a predicted model, not a curated record.